GGUGACUCGCCGUCGGUAAAUUGCUGCAUUGUUGUGGAAACGAACUGCAGCGACGUUCAUUACAUAUUGACGCACCAAUAUCUUCUCUUUCUCGUCGUCCCUUUUCGUAGAACUACCCUGCAAUUCCAACCUCGUGAAAUUGAAACUCUUGCCAGUUGUAAUUUCAACCAGGCCCACCAUGAGAGUUGGCGCGGUGAUCAGCUUCGCACUGAGCGUUGCCUCAAUAGCUGCAACAGCUCCAUACGAGCACCAUGCUAUCCAUGAAAAGCGAUCGGGAUCAAGCCCCAGAUGGAUUAAGCGAGACCGAGUUCCUUCCAACAAACGUCUACCGGUGCGCAUUGGGCUCACUCAGUCGAAUCUGGACAAUGCCGCUGAAUAUCUGCUUGAUCUGUGGACAUCGGACCAAGUGAUCGAGGCCUUUUGCCCAAGUGAGACUGCUGUGCAAGCGGUACGGGACUGGCUUGCCGAUCAUGGUAUUGAAAAUGUCACCCACUCGGACAACAAGGGCUGGCUUGCCUUCAACGCGCGAGUCUCUAAAGUGGAGGCUCUCCUGCGCACCGAGUACUUUGAACACGAAGAUGCCGUGACUGGAGGUAUCAUCCCCGCUUGCGACAAGUACCAUGUUCCCAUAACCAUUCAGGAGCACAUUGACUACAUCACGCCGGGAACUAGGCUGAUGGCGCCGGUUGAAGGCGACACUGACCUGAAGCUGAAGAAACGGGUGGACAGGCAAGUCAACCGGCAGAAACCACAGUGGAUGGCUGAGCAGGUUUACAAACAACUCUCCAAGAACGCCAGCGAUCUCAGUCACUGUGACCAGGCAAUUACUCCAGCUUGUGUGAAGGCGUUGUACAAGAUACCACCUGGCCACCUCGCCGACCCCACCAACUCUCUAGGAAUCUUUGAGGCCGAGCUUCAGUUCUGGCAUCAGGUAGAUCUGGAUCUUUUCUAUGCCAACUUUACGCCAUCGAUCCCCCAGCGCACGCAUCCCAUCAACUACGAGAUCGACGGGGCACCGCCAGUGACCACCCGGUAUUACCCGUACCCUGACAUGUUGGACUUGAUGCUUGCGUACCCCAUCGUGUACCCCCAGACCAUCACCGUCUGGAAUGUAGACGAUCUGCACUACCAGACCUGGGAGAAUGACACAUACACCUGGGGAUUCAAUGGACUCCUCGAUGCCAUUGACGGAUCCUAUUGCACCUACUCAGCUUACGGGGAGACCGGUGAUGCACCGGGCAUUGAUCCAACUUACCCCGACCCCUCGCCCGGCGGCUACAACGGAACCCUGCAGUGCGGUAUCUACAAGCCACCCAAUGUAUUUUCGUUCUCGUACGGUGGUCAAGAAGCGGACGUCCCCAUCGCCUACCAGAAACGCCAGUGUCAUGAGUUUCUCAAGCUAGGUCUUCAGGGUGUGUCUUUCCUGUUUGCUUCGGGCGACUUGGGGGUGAGCAAUUACCCAGCACCAUACGGGUUUGACGGCCCCACAGGCUGUCUUGGACCUGAUUUGAACAUCUACAACCCAACAUGGCCCAACGGCUGCCCCUGGGUUACCAAUGUUGGCGCCACCAAGGUAUACCCGGGUUACACGGUAUUUGAUCCAGAAAGUGCAGCAUACGACCCCGCUGUAACACCUCGCAGCGUUAACUAUUCGUCUGGCGGUGGCUUCAGUAACGUCUACGGAGUCCCACAUUACCAGAAGAAAGCGGCCGAUACAUUUUUGAAGGACCACAACCCUCCGUACCCAUACUACCGCGGACUUUCCCAAAAUGCGCUUAACCCGACGCUGCCAAAUGUCACUGCCCUCGCUGGUGACACUGGGAGAAUUUACAAUCGAGACGGGCGUGGAAUCCCCGAUGUGGCCGCGAAUGGUGACGACAUCGCUGUCUAUAUUGGCGGAAAAUUUGGACUCGCCGGUGGCACUUCGGCGAGCACGCCUAUCUUCUCUGCCAUAGUCAACCGCAUCAACGAGGAGCGGAUAGCUGUUGGCAAGGGCCCCGUUGGUUUCAUCAACCCCGUGCUAUACGACAACCCCGGGGUGCUCAACGAUAUUACCAACGGAAACAAUCCUGGCUGUGGAACGAUCGGGUUUGAGGCCGUCAAGGGAUGGGAUCCCGUGACGGGUCUGGGGACGCCAAACUACCCAAAGAUGCUGGACUUGUUCAUGUCUUUGCCGUAAAACGAAG
Pseudomassariella vexata is the source of this 2186-nucleotide messenger RNA. Its product is annotated as putative protease S8 tripeptidyl peptidase I. The record is from RefSeq and is a predicted model, not a curated record. Bases 179 to 2179 code for a protein of 666 amino acids. NCBI's taxonomy places the organism in Eukaryota, Fungi, Ascomycota, Sordariomycetes, Amphisphaeriales, Pseudomassariaceae. Gene Ontology annotation, molecular function: serine-type endopeptidase activity; tripeptidyl-peptidase activity. Gene Ontology annotation, biological process: proteolysis. The transcript has 11 exons.